ACGCAUCAGUUAAUCGUACGCCAUGGACUGGCCCAUGCGGUGGUGGUCUUACUUUCACUUGUAUCUACUUUAACUAAGAUAUUUCUGUAAUAAUGUCCAUUGUGUUGUACAGUCUUCAAAGCAUCUAUAGUACCUCGAUACGUCGAUGGGGUAAUCCACGUAAGGUGCUGACCGCGAGGUGUGACUUCGACGUUAGCUGGUUCGUCACACAAUUCCCGUCUAACUCUAAUAAGCCUCCAGUCAUUCGAGAUAGAUCAUCUACACUGGUGAUUUACACAGGCGAGUAUAAAGGCGAGGAAUCAACAAAAUGCCCUUUGCACACAGAUUUUAACACUAAGUCAGCAAUUCUGUGAACCCGUUACCCGAAGCAGUAGUGCCUGCACCUUUAAUUGACUCAUUCAAGAGAAAAACAGACACUCAUAGAGUCACGCUAGAAAAGGAGUAACAUGGGAAAUAGGCGUUUUGUUCUUACUACACAAAUCUGAACCGAAAUAUGAAUCCGAACGCUUGAUUAAAUUGAGUUGUCUCACUUGCCUUCUCCGGCCCGCUUCGCUCUCCCCUCUUCGUCAUGAGUACAUAAAAUCCAAUUAUUUAAUCCCGUUAUUCUCUAACGUGGAUUAUGUCGAUAAAUAUAUACGGAGGUAGGUGGGAUUUUUAUUUCUAUAACAACCAGUAUACAAUCCAACUGGAAUCAAACAUAGAGCUUCUAGGCAGUUAAAUGGCUUGCUCACACACACUGGACGACAUGAUUUUCCUGAAUCUAUGUCAGUGCAUCAAGUAUCUAGAACAAAGAAUUAAUUAAAUUAUGUAAAUUCGUCUUGACGAUAUUGGAUGUCGUACGAAGACAAUUUAAACCUUCCGCCCUAUUCAGGUUUAGGGUCAUCAAAUGUGAUUUUAUGGCUGUGUUUGUGUUGGUAAGGCUUUCCAGGACUAUAUGUAAUAUGGAAAAUCUUGAUUCUGUCGAAAAACUUAUUUCUGUCUUUUGAGUGGUUGUUUCUUGUCAGCCUAACAGUGUAGUUGUGGUGGAGACGUCCGAAUCCCAUCUUCUGACUCCUGGGUCUGAUCUCUUCACUUACUUCAGUUUAAGCAUCUGAAAAGUGUUAUUAGCCGGUUUCUGAGUGUCUGAAGAAUGAGUUGGCCUGAAUUCUAGAUGAAACUAUAGUUUAUGAACGACACUUAGGUGACGCUAAAGUGAAAUUGAAAGUGUCCACCUACUUACUUGUGUUAAAUGAGGUUUACAAACCAGUGUGAGUUAUUAGGAUUAGAAUUUAUGUUUAGAAUUUAGGGUUGGGAAUUAGAGUUGGGGUCUUCAUCAUGAACUGACAUCAGCCACAUGAAUGAAUGAAUUUCGUUUCUGAAUCUAAGACUGGUCAUCCUAAAUACGAUCAGUUCGUCCGUAAAUUAUGAUAUCGCUCCUAACGCAGUGUGACAGUUUGUAGCUGUAAACACGAUGUAGUCCUACAACCAAUGACUUCACGAAGUAGUUCCACUUUUUGGUUUGGCCACUCAUCUGUUCUUCAAAUUAGUUUACAGCAACCAGCUCUUCCCGUAUCUGGGCUAUGGUGAUAUUUGCCUUACCAGUCAGUUAACGAGGACUUAAUCUCAUCAGUUUACUUAUUUUUACUCUUCACAAGGAAAUAUAAAGCAAUUAGUGAUUGUUGAGAAUCUAAAACUGGGAAAUUUAUUGCGAUUUUCUCACAGUCCGAGUAUUUGGGCUAGUUCCCAUAUCAAAUAUACUCUGUACUGGUAGAAUCAUAUUUAUCCAUACAACGGUGACAUUUCUUAGUAAGAUACUUCAUAAGCUUAAAAUUUCGUUCGUUGUAAGUAUCUAUCACUACAUAUUCAAAGGAGUUUCACAAUGAUCCGAUUACUAUCAAGUCCAAAGUAAGAUGGUAUGGUAGUUUAUCAAUACAACAAUUUUCAAAUUUAUAGCACUUUGAAAUAAAAAUGUUCAAUCUUGACUUUUCUUUUUUUAGUCCCAGAUGCUGUUUAAUGGGCUAGUGGAAGUGAAUAUUGUUAUUCUCCAUACACGAAGGCAUUAAACCAAACGAUAGAAAAAUCAUACUAGAAAAUUUGUUCCAUAUGUUCCUACUUUGAAGCAAUUUCCUUCAGAAUAAUUACUAUAUAACUAUGGAGUGCUUCUGCCACUGUUUUGUCUGGAUACCAUUUUUUAUUUUGCUCCAAGGGAUUUGUGAGGCUUAUACACAACAAAAAUUACUUGUAAUAUCUUUAGAUGGUUUCAGUCAUAAUUAUCUAGAUCGUGCUAAGCUUCGGAAUGUCAACAUUUCCUCUUUUGAACGGAUUUGGAAGACCGGAAUACGUGUUAUGAAAGUACAUAAUGAGUUUAUUACUCGAACAGGACCAAAUCACUUAUCACUAGUCACUGGGAUGCAUGAAGAGAGUCAUGGUAUUGUUGAUAAUGUGUUUUAUGAUCCUGAGCUUAAUGAUACUUUCGACUUGAGUAAUACGAGGCAUUUAUCACAAUUAAAGUGGUUUGAUGUUGGGUCUGAACCAAUUUGGGUUACAAAUCAACGUCAUGGUCAUAAAAGUGCUGUUACGUUUUGGCCAGGGAGUAGUACACCAUUCAAAGGACAAUUACCUAGUUUUUAUUAUUCCCAAUAUAACCAUCAACUUCCUUUAGUUGAUCGAAUUAAUCAAACCAUUAAGUGGUUAAAUUUAGAUGAAGUGACACUUGGUCUAAUAUAUUUUCAUGAACCUGACUCACAGGGUCAUUUGACCGGACCUGAUUCUGUUGAAAUUUUUACUGUUAUCGAGAAGUUAAAUGAUGAUAUUGGGUACUUACUAUCUUUAAUUGAUACUAGGCCAUCUCUAAAGUCAUCACUUAACAUUAUUUUAACAAGUGAUCAUGGGAUGUCUGGAGUGGAUGCUAACAGAAUAAUUAUUCUGCAUGAUUAUAUCAACGAGAGCAUGUAUUAUAGUCCGGGGUCAGAGGAUCGUGUGUUUUGGUCAUUAUGGCCAAAAGAUGGGAGCUCAUCUAUUAAUCUCUACAAAAGACUGGUCGGAAAACAUCCAAAGAUGAAUGUUUUUCUGAAGGAUAAUGUACCUAUUCGUUUACACUACUCGAAUAAUCGACGAAUAAGCCCAGUGGUAGUUUAUUCGGAGCCUGGGUGGACAAUCGUUAGAUCACGAAAAUCGGUUGCGAAAUUUACUAAACGUGGAGAUCAUGGUUAUGAUCCGGACCAUGAUGAAAUGUCUCCAUUCUUUCUAGCUACGGGACCAGGUUUCAGGAGCACGAUUGUUGGUGGCGGUCAAAUAAUUAGUUCUAUUCAUCUGAUUGAUAUUUAUCCACUAAUGUGUGCCUUACUCAAUUUAAAUAAACCAGCUCCAAACAAUGGUAGUUUAUCACGUGUGAUGUCACUCCUUCAUGAUGGUAGUGGUGUUAAUGUCUACUUCUCGAGUUUUCUGGAUAUGUUCACUGUCGGAAUUGUUUUAUUAUGUUGUACAACCGUAUCAAUUGUAUACAUAAUAUGCACAUGUAUUUCAUCUAAAGAUUAUCUAUUUCCUGAUGAUGAUAAUAACAAUAAGUUAAAACAUUCUAUUUAUCAACCAAAUUCAUUUCUACUUCAACGACGUUUACGUAAUAAAUCUCAACAUGAUAAACAAAAACAACAAUAUUGUAAUAUUGAAUUAAAUAAGAUGAACACUUUAAAAAAUAAAAUAAAAACAAAAAAUAAAUUCUAUGAAAUGUAUUUAAAAGAUGAAUCAAUUAAAGAAACAACAGAUAGACAACGAUUACUUGAUUAUAAUAUACGGGAUAGUAAUGUUCCCAAUAGUUACAAUGUCGGUCGUCAUGAUGAUGAUAGUGAUGAUGAAGAAUAUAAUCGAUUUUCUAUUCAACAUAUAGAUGAUGAAACUUUUUUAAAUUUACUUCGUCAACCAAAUAGUAAAUAUCCUUAAGAAUGCUUAAAAUUUUUAUUCUAUUAAUCUAUUAGUGGCUUAUUCUUUCAGUCUCUUACUUUGUUUCUACAUGUUGUGAUAUUGAAAUUUGUGAUAUAUAUGACCAUAGUGAUUUAGGUGCAUUAUGAUUUGAAAUUUAUAUAGAUGGCUGUGUUUCAUGUUAUUAUUGUAUUUUAUGCAUAGGCAAGUGGCAUAAAUUUUUGUGUUUUCUUGUUUUUAUUAUAUUUUCAAAUAACUGUAUCUACUUUUGAUUACUUCGUUUAUGUAUAUGUAUUGACACAUACUUGUAUGAACAUGUAUCAUUUAAGGUAUCAAUUCGAUUAUUACUUUUUAUGUAUGUGAUGGAUAUUUGUGAUAUUUUGCCAAGUUUUCUUUGGUUAUUUUUGUUUAUGAAUUUUUAUUAAAUAUUAUUUAGUUAC
Messenger RNA from Schistosoma intercalatum, 4337 nucleotides. NCBI's taxonomy places the organism in Eukaryota, Metazoa, Platyhelminthes, Trematoda, Strigeidida, Schistosomatidae. The record is from the annotation of a GenBank genome assembly.